Messenger RNA from Volvox carteri f. nagariensis, 498 nucleotides. RefSeq lists its product as uncharacterized. The transcript has 3 exons. NCBI's taxonomy places the organism in Eukaryota, Viridiplantae, Chlorophyta, Chlorophyceae, Chlamydomonadales, Volvocaceae. Bases 1 to 498 code for a protein of 165 amino acids. The record is from RefSeq and is a predicted model, not a curated record.
AUGCAAAAUCUAAAUCACGGUAUCGUGACGGUGGAACACUUUUUACAAAACUACGUGGCAGCGAACCUCGUUUCACAAAACGCGCGGAAAACAGAAACAACGUUUCUCGAAGCAUGGCCUAUGCGACUAGUAUCAAAGCUGUUUCGCAUGACAGUGUUGAGAUGCAAACUGGUCGGCGCAGAAGGGGUAGUGGAUGGGGUCCAAGGGGUCCGAGGCCACCAACGACGGCGUUUUGAUGGGUCCUCACAAAUCCCUGCACCGCCGGCCGACACGGCGAAUUGCGAGGCGGCUCGUACGACCCUGCCUUCCAAUCCAGACAUAGCGGCCUUCAGGAAAUGUGCGAAUGACAAGCCCAUCAGUGUCCCCUGCUGCCGCAAGCUGAUGCCAUUCGCCAAGUACUACGACUGUCUGAGCGUACCCUCGUACCGCACCGAGGUGGACACGUUUCUGAAGGGCGUGACUACCGUGGCCGAGGUGGAGAAGGCCUGCAUAUCGUAG